This is a messenger RNA of Calliphora vicina (urban bluebottle blowfly), 3311 nucleotides long. It is a transcript of the gene Cse1, whose product is annotated as chromosome segregation 1. The record is from RefSeq and is a predicted model, not a curated record. Bases 208 to 3126 code for a protein of 972 amino acids. The transcript is spliced from 8 exons. Gene Ontology annotation, biological process: protein import into nucleus; protein export from nucleus. Gene Ontology annotation, molecular function: small GTPase binding; nuclear export signal receptor activity. NCBI's taxonomy places the organism in Eukaryota, Metazoa, Arthropoda, Insecta, Diptera, Calliphoridae. Gene Ontology annotation, cellular component: nuclear envelope; cytosol.
AGAAAGAAAACGCUGUGCAAAAAAACUAAGAAAAAAUUUGCAACUAAAUUUUUUGCCGAAAAAUAUAAUAAUUAUUGUAAAACAUUGGUGCUUUUAUUAAGACCAAUAUAAUUGUAAAUACUUGCAAAAUAUAAAAAAUACAAUUUUACAUUUCCUAAAAUAAAGUUCGUAAUUGAAAUUGAUUGAGUAGCGCAGCCGAAUUUCAUAAUGGAGGUAAAUAAUGAAAAUUUGCAAUUGUUAGCCGGCUAUUUGCAACAAACUUUAAGUCCCGAUCCCAAUAUUAGAAGACCGGCGGAGAAAUUGCUAGAAUCUACAGAAACUCAACGUAAUUAUGCGGUGUUGUUAUUGAACUUAAUCGACAAGGCGGAUGUGGACAUGACAAUACGUGUGGCUGGUUCCAUUGCUUUCAAGAACUAUAUUAAGCGUAAUUGGGCUAUAAAUGAGGAUUCUGAAAUUCCGGAUAAAAUACACAUUGACGAUCGCAACACUAUCAAAACCCUGAUCGUCACUCUUAUGUUGCGUUCUCCUCCGGCUUUGCAAAAACAACUUAGUGACGCUGUUAGUAUUAUUGGGAAAUAUGAUUUUCCUAAGAAAUGGCCACAACUCAUCGACGAAAUGGUUGAAAAAUUUGCCACUGGUGAUUUUAAUGUUAUAAAUGGUGUUUUACAAACAGCCCAUUCACUGUUCAAACGUUAUCGUUACGAAUUCAAGUCCCAAAAUCUUUGGGAAGAAAUCAAAUUGGUGUUGGAUCGUAUGGCAAAGCCUUUAACCGAUUUACUUUUGGCCACUAUGCAAUUAACAAAAGUUCAUGAGAACAAUACGGAUGCAUUGAAAGUCAUCUAUGGAUCAUUGGUGUUGGUGUGCAAAGUGUUUUAUUCGUUAAAUUCACAAGAUUUGCCAGAGUUCUUUGAGGAUAAUAUGGCUACUUGGAUGAAAGCUUUUCAUGAGCUCUUGACCGUUGAUGUGCCCUGUUUGCAUACGGGUGACGAUGAAGAUGCGGGUGUAUUGGAGCAUUUACGUUCACAGGUUUGUGAAAAUAUCGGCAUGUAUGCCCAAAAGUAUGAUGAGGAAUUUGCUCCGUAUAUGGAAACCUUUGUAACAGCUGUAUGGGAGUUGCUGGUUAAAACUGGCAUGCAAACAAAAUAUGAUGCGUUGGUCUCCAAUGCUUUGCAAUUCUUGUCUGUGGUAGCAGAACGUUCACAAUAUCGCAAAAUUUUCGAAAAUCCCGAAAUUUUAGCAAAUAUUUGUGAAAAGGUGGUCAUACCCAAUUUGGAUUUCCGUCAAUCGGAUGAAGAACUUUUCGAGGACAGCCCCGAAGAGUACAUACGUCGUGAUAUUGAAGGCUCCGAUAUUGACACUAGACGCCGUGCUGCUUGUGAUUUGGUUAAGACUUUAUCUCAAAAUUUCGAAGCUAAGAUUUUUGGCAUAUUCGGGCAAUAUUUGGAGAUUUUGUUGGCCAAAUAUAAGGAAAAUCCUGCUGUAAAUUGGCGUGCCAAGGAUACCGCCAUUUAUCUGGUGACUUCAUUUGCUUCACGCGGUGGUACCCAGAAGCAUGGUAUUACCCAGGCUUCGGAGUUGGUGCCUUUGCCGGAAUUUUGUGCUCAACAAAUUGUACCCGAGUUGGAGAGACCAAAUAUUAAUGAACUUCCUGUAUUGAAAUCGGCGGCUCUUAAAUUUAUUAUGGUAUUUCGUAGUCUGUUGGGCCAGCAAACCCUUGCGGCCGCCAUGCCUCAUUUAAUACGCCAUCUACCGGCUGAAAGCGUUGUGGUUCACAGCUAUGCAGCCUGUGCAUUAGAAAGGAUUUUCACCAUGAAAGAUCCCUCUGGAGCUUUGAUUAUUGGUCCUCAACAUUUAGCUCCUGUGGCUAAUGACCUUUUAAGCGCUUUGUUUGCUACCUUAGCAUUGCCCGGCUCCAAUGAAAAUGAGUAUGUAAUGAAGGCUAUAAUGAGAAGUUUUUCGUCAUUACAAGAGCACUCCUUGCCAUUUAUGGGUGUGGCUUUACCCCGUCUAACAGAGAUUUUAACUAUGGUAGCUAAAAAUCCCUCCCGGCCACAUUUCAAUCAUUAUUUGUUCGAAACCAUAUCCUUGGCCAUCAAAAUUGUUUGCAAAACUGAAGCUGCUGCUGUUAGUUCAUUCGAAGAGGUAUUGUUUCCCGUUUUUCAGGGCAUAUUACAACAAGAUAUUUUGGAAUUUAUGCCUUAUGUAUUCCAAAUGUUGUCUUUAUUGUUGGAAAUACGUGAAGGUUCGGGGGCUAUACCCGAACCAUAUUGGGCUCUAUUUCCCUGUUUGUUAGCUCCUCCACUAUGGGAUAGAUCAGGCAACGUUACACCUCUUAUACGUCUACUCUGUGCAUUUAUUAAACAAGGUUCGGUUCAAAUUGUAGCCAUGGAGAAAUUAAAUGCCAUUUUGGGUAUAUUCCAAAAAAUGAUUGCUUCUAAAGCCAACGAUCAUGAAGGAUUUUAUCUUAUACAAAAUCUGUUGACUUAUUAUCCUCCUAACGAUUUGCAGGCCAGCAUGCGUCAAAUAUUUGCUUUGUUAUUCCAACGUUUGUCAUUGUCCAAGACUACGAAAUAUGUGAAAGGGAUUAUUGUUUUCUUCUGUUACUACUCCGCCAAAUUGGGUGCACCAUCUUUGGUGGAACUAAUCGAUCAAAUUCAAGCCAAUAUGUUUGGCAUGGUAGUCGAUCGCGUAUUCAUUCCAGACAUGGCUAAAGUAUCCCUUGAAUUGGAGCGUAAAAUUGUUGCUGUGGGCAUUUCGAAUAUAUUGUGUGAAUGCCCAGCCAUGUUGGCACCACCCUACAACCAAAAUUGGUCUAGAUUAUUGCAGGCCUUAGUUGAGCUUUUCGAAAUGCCUCCAGAUAAGACUGGUCUAGAGGGUGAUAAUUUUGUGGAACCCGAUGAGGGUUCUGGUUAUCAGGCUGCAUUUUCUCAGCUAAGUUAUGCUCAACCUAAAACCCAAGACUUCCUGGCUGAAGUCUCAGAUGGUCGCAAAUUUUUAGCCGAUUCCUUGGCUAAAUUGUCUCAGGUACGACCUGGCGAAGUACCCCAGAUGGUGGCUGCUAUAGGCGAGAAUCACAAACAGGCUUUGCAAAAAUAUUGCGCUCAAUAUGGUGUACGUAUUAUUUAAGUUGUUUGUUGUGUAAGUUUUCCUUAUACUCUAUUUUUUUACUGUUUUUAUAUUAUUAAAUGUUUUCAAAAUUUUGUUAAAUUUUUCUACUCAAUCAUUAUUUCAUUUUCGGCAUUAAAUUAUAGAAUUAACUAACAACUUUGUAAAAGUAUAUCGCAAAAAUAAAUAUAAAAUAUCUUAAAAAA